AAUCCCCCCACCCAAACACAUCCCCCGGAUCGAAGAACCAAACCCCCUUCCUUCGUUCCCCAUUUCCUCCUCCGCAUCGGCAGCAGCAAACCAAACCCAAUCGAGCCUCACUCGCUCGACACCUCACCCCCUCCCGAAACCCUAGCGCGGCGAACGAGCGAAUGGAGCCCAAAUCCACCACCCCUCCGCCGCCGGCCCCCGUGCUGGGCGCGCCCGUGGGGUACCCUCCGGCCGCCGUCUACCCGCCCUCCGCCGCCGCUGCCGGCUACCCGCACGCGCCGGCGCUCUACGCCCCCCCGCCUCCUCCUCCCCCCGCCGCCGCGUCGCAGCAGGCCGCCGCGGCGCAGCAGCAGCAGCUCCAGAUGUUCUGGGCGGAGCAGUACCGCGAGAUCGAGGCCACCACGGACUUCAAGAACCACAACCUGCCCCUCGCCCGCAUCAAGAAGAUCAUGAAGGCCGACGAGGACGUGCGCAUGAUCGCCGCCGAGGCCCCCGUCGUCUUCGCCCGCGCAUGCGAGAUGUUCAUCCUCGAGCUCACCCACCGCGGCUGGGCGCACGCCGAGGAGAACAAGCGCCGCACGCUGCAGAAGUCCGACAUCGCCGCGGCAAUCGCCCGCACCGAGGUCUUCGACUUCCUUGUUGACAUCGUGCCGAGGGACGAGGCCAAGGACGCCGAGGCUGCUGCCGUUGCUGCCGGCAUGCCCCACCCUGCUGCCGGCAUGCCCACCGCCGACUCCAUGGCCUACUACUACGUCCCGCCGCAGUAACUGUACUAUGUUCUAUUAGCCAGUUUUAAUUAUGUUCAGAUCGUGCUGUUGUUUUAGUGCUCCUAUGUUUGUUUGUUCGCCGCAUAAUAACUACGUGAUGAUGUUGUGAUCAUUUGAGGGGCCUUCUCUCUCUGGUAUAAGCGAUUUCAUUCGAGGCAAGGUUGUUGUGAUUGAGGCAGGCUGUAUGAUGCUGAUGACGCGUUCACCUAACUUUAACAUGAUAUAAUUAUCUCUCACCGUCCUUGGUUAA
This is a messenger RNA of Brachypodium distachyon (stiff brome), 1017 nucleotides long. RefSeq names its product nuclear transcription factor Y subunit C-6. Gene Ontology annotation, molecular function: protein heterodimerization activity; DNA binding; DNA-binding transcription activator activity, RNA polymerase II-specific. Lineage: Eukaryota; Viridiplantae; Streptophyta; Magnoliopsida; Poales; Poaceae. The record is from RefSeq and is a predicted model, not a curated record. Gene Ontology annotation, cellular component: nucleus. Bases 162 to 767 code for a protein of 201 amino acids. The transcript has a single exon. Gene Ontology annotation, biological process: regulation of DNA-templated transcription.